CGUAAGUCACGCUGACACGGGCCCUGCUGCUGUUUCGUGCUCGGAGACAGCGGCGCGUUUAAGGGGGGAAAAAAGAGGUGUAAAAAGCGCAGAUUGGAGCCGAUGCAGCGGGAUUGCAGUGAGAUUUCUAGAGCGAGCCCCAGCCUAAGUCCAGUCCACCUAUCUUGUUCUGCUCCACUCCGGGCCUUCCGCACAUCCCACCGUACUCGUCUCCCGAUUGGCUGCGCGCUGCGGUCACGUGAUGGUGCGGGUCUUGCGGGCGGGGCUUCGCUUGCUGUCCAGUGACGUCACCUGUCUGCUAAAACCACGCGCUUCCUCAGUUUGUGCAAAAGGAGCGCAAUUUUGGAGCAGAGACGCCGCAAAACACAACUUUACUGCGUCCCGGACAGUUUGUAGUGGAGUGAGAAGGUUCUCUGUGAAAAUGCCUGAAAUCACCACAGAUCACUUAGACGAGAAACAGGUGCAGCUUUUGGCGGAAAUGUGCAUCUUAAUCGACGAAAACGACAAAAAGAUCGGAGCCGACACGAAGAAGAACUGUCACCUCAACUCCAACAUCGACAAAGGUUUAUUGCACAGGGCUUUCAGCGUCUUUAUUUUCAACAGUGAAGAAAAGCUGCUCCUACAACAGAGAUCUGACGCCAAAAUCACUUUUCCAGGCUGCUUCACAAACACCUGCUGCAGUCACCCUCUGCACACGGAGUCUGAGCUGGAGGAGUCGGACGCCAUCGGGGUGAGGAGAGCUGCUCAGAGGAGACUGGAGGCAGAGCUGGGCAUCCCCAUGGCACAGGUCCCUCCAGAAGAGAUGACGUACCUCACCAGGAUCCACUAUAAAGCUCAGUCUGACGGAGUUUGGGGAGAACACGAGAUCGACUACAUCCUCUUCAUGCAAAAGGACGUGGAGUUGAACCCAGACCCCAACGAGAUCCAGAGCCACUGUUACGUGAGCAAAGAGGAGCUGAAGGAGCUGCUGCAAAAGGCCAAACAAAACCAAGUCCAGAUCACUCCCUGGUUCAGUCUCAUCGCCGACACUUUUCUGUUCAAAUGGUGGGACAAUCUGCACGACCUCAAGCAGUUUAUGGACCAUGACCACAUCCACCGCAUGUAACCAGAACCAGUACUAUUAAUACAGCUACUACUACACUACUACUACUAUGCCUAUUUCAACUAGUACUGAGGGAAGGGGGCUUUUAGUCUAAAGAGAGUCACUGUUUUUGGACGAAAUCUCCAAACAGAAACCCACAGCUGUUUUAUAACCACGAAGCUCAAAAGUCCCGCUCACUUCGAAGUUGGCUCUGGAUCCAGAAGUAACAUUUCCAUUAAUUUUUCUUACAGACUUCUCAAAAAAAUCAAAUAUUAAGAGUUCAAAAGCAUCACAGAGGAAUGUUUAAAAUCCUAAAUUCUGCAAAAGCUUGUUUAAAAUGCUAAAUUCGGCGAAAUGUUUUAAUAACUUUGCCGUUUAUAAAGUUUCAAGAACAGAUUUUAAGUAAAAAUUAUAGAUCUUGUGGUCAUUAUUAGUAAUUAUUUUGCAGAUAAGCCCUGAGCAAGAGGGCUGGGUAUCAUUAAGAAGUUGCCGAUACGAUACACACCUCGAUUACAGUGCACUUUUGAUUCUAUACGAUAUAUUUCAACUCGAUUUGAUACGGUUCAAUAAAAAAUAAAGGCUAAAUCAUGGCUGUCAUACUAAAAUUGUUUGUUACACACCCAUUUUAAUCAUCAAAACAGUGAAAAUGUCACACGUGUGGCUUGAACGAGUUUCCUUCCUCUGAACAAGUAACAAAACUGUAGCAUUGUAACAAAAUAAUUUAGUAAAAUAAACCAAAAAAUACUGUUGGCGAUGUAUCGAUACAGCAUCCCAUGAUAUCGAUACUGUAUCAUCACAUUAAAUGACACGAUAUAUCGAUUUUUCAAUAUUUUUGUACACCCCUACUAAGCAAGCUUUUAAACUUUUAAUAUAUAUAUUUUUUGGAAAGGCUAUUGGUAAAAUUUAUGGUAAACUGGAAACUUCUGGAACCAGGGGUGUGAGAUCGCUUUUGAACUCCACGUAUUUUUGUUUUGGAUUGAGUUUGUGAUGGUAAAACUCCGCUCUGGUCUCUGAAAAACACUUAUCACAGAACUCAUCACAGAAUUUCCACAUUUUAAGACAGUAAAAAUCAGGUUUUAAUCUGGUAGCAGCCAAUAGUCCUUAAGAUCAUGGUGGGUUGUUUAGUUGAAAUCUCUAAAAUUGACAACAUUAAGCUUAAUUUGAGUUUUUUUGACAGGUUUUUUGGUUAUUAGCCCAAGAUAAUGUGACUAUUAUUGCAAAAGUAUGCAUUCUAAAUUACACAAACGUUACUUACUGCUCCUUUUGGGCAGCGUAACGAAGCAGUAAUAGUUUAUACUCUGGAAAAAGAAAAAGCAUCAGUGUUAAGGACAUGCAUGUAGAGCUAAAAUAAGACAGAAUCGCAAUAUUAGACCUUCACAAAAACUUCUACGCACAACGGCUUUUUGCAUUUUCUGAUCACUGUCGCAAUGUGAAGUUACUAUGAGGACAGGCAACUUUGUGUACGCUCUUGUAUGGUUUAAACAACUGAAUAAAUCUGCUAGGUUUUUAUGAAUAAAGUAUAUAUUUAUACUAUA
Molecule: messenger RNA, 2616 nt
Organism: Boleophthalmus pectinirostris (great blue-spotted mudskipper)
Lineage: Eukaryota; Metazoa; Chordata; Actinopteri; Gobiiformes; Gobiidae
Gene: idi1
Product: isopentenyl-diphosphate delta isomerase 1
Exons: 7
Coding region: 242-1105 (287 amino acids)
Biological process (GO): isopentenyl diphosphate biosynthetic process; isoprenoid biosynthetic process
Cellular component (GO): cytoplasm
Molecular function (GO): isopentenyl-diphosphate delta-isomerase activity
Source: RefSeq, a predicted model, not a curated record